This is a messenger RNA of Phlebotomus papatasi, 5991 nucleotides long. RefSeq lists its product as uncharacterized. The record is from RefSeq and is a predicted model, not a curated record. The transcript has 6 exons. The coding region runs from base 1 to 3030 and encodes 1009 amino acids. NCBI's taxonomy places the organism in Eukaryota, Metazoa, Arthropoda, Insecta, Diptera, Psychodidae.
AUGGGAAAUUCCAAUAGUUUAGCUCACUAUACUCCGGACAUUGAGGAAAAAUGGCAUCACUCCCUGCCACAACCUUCCUACCAGCAGCAAAUUAAAGUACUCCCAGAUCUCACAGAAACCUCCCGUCUGCGACCAACAAAUAACGGUGUCAUCCUCCAUUCUGGAGGAACCCUAACCGGCCGAAGGGAAUCUAUCGGAGCCAUAGGCAGUGGAGUCCAUCGGUCCCGUAGCAUUUCCUCCCCAACGCAUCACCAUGAGAUGAAAUACAAACCCGGAGCCCUUCAGAGGCAUCAUACACAACUCGAAAUGGUGCCAAGUGGAAGAAACUAUGCCGCCCAGGAGAUGAAUUACAAGCGUUUUGGUUCAGAACCCGAUUUACGCUUCUCCGAAGAGGAACUUCUCAAUCAGAAUCGCAAUAUUCAGGCAAAAUUUCCCAAAGGACGCAAGAAAAAAGCACCCCCAAAUGUCCCUAAUCGACCUGGAUAUGAAUACGAUCCAAGUCGUUUUGGAUGGAAACCCAGGCAGGAGAUUGAGCAGAUGCCAAUCCCAACGCCUCAGCUGCAGCAUCAGCAGCAACCACGAAAACUGAGACUCUUCAAAACAAAAGCAGAGUCCAGCAAAAAGAAUGGAAAUCCACCGAAGCUGGCAACUGAAGCUUCGGAUAUGCACUUUAGGAAACCCUUUAUGGACAGGAGAAACAAGUACUUAAGGGACAGUCGACCGGCUCAAGAUGACAUCAAUUUGAGACAGCCCGAUUUUCAAGCAUCAUCAGCCAAGUCCAAAAUCCAAUUGCUCCCAAUGCCUCAGUACAGGAGAGAAAAAUCCUUCGAUUUGAGCCUCCUGCUGAGCCGAAAGAAGGAAGAGAGUAAGCAAGGACCACCACCAAAUACCUUCAGAAAGCUCUCUGAUGGCAAGGAGUUUGAUCUGAAGACCACUUCCAAAGCAAAAGCUGCCCCAUCAUCACCUCUGACCAAGUCAAAAGCCCGAAGAGCAUCGCAACCGCCUCAGGUCGUAGGCAAUGACUUCCAGAAGGAAUUGCAAGAAGCCACAAGGAGACGCUCAAUGGCAGUUAAGCUGCAAACAAGUGAGAAAUCCCUCAAGACGACUGAUGUGAAAUCUCCGGCCAAAGAAAAUCAAGGGAACCAUAUGCCCCAGAAGAAGAUGUCUCCAGGAAUUAUGGAACAGAAAAUUGUGGCAAAACCAAAGGAGCAAAUCACAAUAAAAGUCCCUGCACCUGAAACCCCAAUUCCCAAGCCACCAACUCAACCAAAUCCCCCUCCAGCUCAGCCCCAAACCGAAAAAGUCGCCCCCAAGACGUUCUACUUCGGCAUGGGUGACCCUCAGAGUUCAAAACUCCCCGAUAUGAACCUGGAAAAAGUCGAAAAUGAAGCCAUUGACAUCUUUGCCGAAAGUAUCCUCAAUCUGAAGCGUCGACCACGUCUAACUGACUCCUCAGAAUCUGCAAUGUCUUCAGAUGCUGAAGAAAAUAUGCUGCAAGAUCUAGCCAAAGGAGAUGAUGAAACAGACGGAAUUUCCCUACAAUUGCGUCCAACACUGCCCAAAAAACAAUUUGAAAUCCCAAGAUUUAGUCCAGCAGCCGCCUGGAGAAUGCUAACUCCAGCCAAUGAUCCAACAGAAAGGGAAUUCAAUCCGUGGAAAAUUGAAAAGCCCGACAACUUUAGUUUAAGUGAUCGUCCUCCAGACACUUCAUCCCGCAAUGAGGAGAGAAUUGAGCGAAUCUAUCGUGAACCAAUUCCAGGCUUGCCAGACAACAAGAGUGGUGACAGUGGAAUCUCUGGUGAUGCCGGACUCCUCGAACUAACCGACACAUCACCCAUUAACGUCAACAGUGCCACUAAUGAGGAACAAAAAUUAGGACCAUUUCUCUCACCUUGGACCCCUCAGCAGGACCUAGGUGAAGAGAGCAGUUCAGAUGGAGAUGAACUGAAAGAAAAAGCCCAAAAGGAUGAUAUAGGGCAGAAACAUGCUUUCAGUCUCUCCCUGCCACGCGAAAGUAGCAUCUACAGUGACAAAGUCGACAAGCAAUCCUUCAACAGUCUCCAGAGACUGAGAAGAACUGUCUCUGGUGCCUUCAAUGGCAACAGUGAUCCUGGACAAAUGGACAUAUCACCCUAUCGCAACGACAAUUGGUUCCUAAGUCGUUCAGCACCAAAUUCAAUUGAAAAGAAUCCCUUACCUUCAAUUUCUGAUCAGGAGGAUAUUGAGAAAGAUAUUCCACCCCCUAUGAAUAUUGUUCCAUCAAUGCAACCUCCAUCAUUCAGUUACUUAGCUGGUGGAAAGCACUUUAUGUACUUACCUCAUCGAACUGUGGCCAAAAGUGACUCAGUCAGCGAGAAGACUCCACCGGUGAAACGAGAAGAGGAAACUUCAUCAAAUCACAGAGAGAAUCUGCAAGAUUCUCCUGCAUCGUGGACUCCACCAGUAAAGACUAGCAAGUCUAAGAAUCAUCGCUUCACCUUCCAAAGCACAGUGCGUCAAAUUGAACGACGUCGACUGGCUGAAAAGCUCUCCAAGGAAGCUGAACAGAAGGAAGCUCAGCGUCUCAGUGAACUAGAAGCCAUGCGAAGAGUUGAAGAGGAGUUUCAGAAGAAGCGCGCCAGAGAGAAGGCAUCAAUUCGGCAGCAAUUGAGGAUGUUCUCUCUGGAAGAGAAUAGCCCAAAUUGCACGAGUUUGCCACCUGAAUGGCAAGUCAACACCGCCAGAGCUGAUCCAGAUGGAGCAGUUUCGAGUCCUACACCCAGCCCCACGGCUGUAGAAGAUUCCCUAGAGAAUUACGAAAGGAAGCGAGAUGCUAGGAAGCUUAGCGAUGACAUGAGCAUCUUCAUGCCACCACCAAUGUCCAGAAAGCCCCUCCAUACGGAAAUUCUGAACGAGAUGCGUCUGUCCAGUCGUCGAUACUUUGACUACAAGCCCGAAAAUUCAUCAUACAAUGGCAGGUCAAAUCAUCUGCCCCAGAUUGUGGGACACAUUCCCGCCAGGAGAGACGUGGAUGAAGCAAUGCGCUUUUGAAUCCACAGAGAAGCAUUUAUAACAUCAUUUUCUAGUCAGUGUUUUUCACUUCCUCCUUGACCUGAAUCACGUCCCUUCCUGGACAUGAACUUUACUGUUUUUUUUUUUUUAAUUUUUUUGGAUGAUGGGAUCAUUUUAUCUUUUUCUUUCUAUCUGUUUAUUAAACUAGUUUAAAUAUAGCCUUCAGAAGACGUCGGAGAUAGAAGUUACCUGACUUUUUAGAAAAACUCUCCUUUUGUAAAAUGGGGUAGUCAGUAAAUAAAAGAAAAAUGCACAUAAUUUAAUUAUUAUAAAAUUAUACAAAGUUUACUAACAAGUUGAACUCCAAUGUGCAAUUUGUAAAGAGCCUAAUUUGUAUAGUCAUCAAACUAAGACACAAUUUAGAAAAAUAAGAGAAAUCUUUGUAAAAAAUUUUAAGAAAAAAAAUUGACUACCCCUCCAAAAUUCUUCAGGGUUUCCCACGGAUGGCCUUACUUUAAUCUUUAUAUCUCUAGACGAGAGUAAUGGACAUUUUGAGUAAACUCCGCCCAAAAACUUUAGGUCACGCCCCUUUUUUUCUUUUUCAUUAUUAUUUUUUUUUUAUUUUCAGUACAAAAACGAACAGAAUUCUUUUGUAUUUUAUAAAUAAAAAAAUCAGCGUAUGAGCUUUAUGUUAAAAAUCCAAAACCUGUCUAAUAAUGGAGUCGUGGCAUAAACAAAACAUAUUUCAGGACUAUUUCUGCUCUAAAAAUCUGAAAUCUGUUAUUCAGACAUUUUCUUUCGGUUUAAUAUUAAAAAAAAUAAAUAAAAUAAUAAUAAAAAGAUUAUGAACGGAGCCAAGAUUUGAUUCUAAGAACAUUUUCUCGAAUCUUAGGGCCUUGACAGACUCGAGGAUUAGCCCAGAGACGGCUUAGUGUAAUUAUAUUAGAAAUAAUGGUUAAACUACAUUUCAAUCAUUUUCCACUAAGUCGUCUCUCGGCUUAAGUCGUUAGUGUGUCUAGGACAUUAGUCUAACUGUUACUGCGUUUCCUAACGGCCAAAUUCUCUAAAACUUAUUACAAAUCGAACAAUGCUGUUUACGGUGCAGUAAAACAUUUUUAAAAAAAUAAAAUAUUUCUUUGAAAAUACUUAAAUAUUUCCAAUAUUCAAUUACAAAAUGGUUUAUAGUAAAUUCUUUUGUUUUUGAAAAAAUAAAAUGUCCUCUAAUUCCUAAAAAAUUUGUGGUCCAUUCUAGAAUGUAAGGUUAUGUAGAAUCUAACCUUAAAAAAGGAAAAAAAACAUUCCCUAAAAAAACUUCCCAAACGCAAUGAAAAAUACGUUUUUUCCUACACAAAUAAAAAAUCUUUCUUCGAAAAUUAAAACAAAGUUCAGAAGCAUUUUAAACUGAUGAGUUCUGUAAAGUUUUUGAGGUUAAUUUUUUUAAACAUUGUAAAUUUAAAGAGCUUCUGGGCCAGUAAUCUUUUUAUUUUGUUGAUGUCAUUGAUAAAAAAAAACCUCUGUCAUGCUACGUUUUCUAGCACAAAAACGUCUUAAUUUUUUUAGGUUAUGUUUAACAUAACCUAAAAUUUGUGAAAGUAAUCUUAUUGGUCAAACAAAAAAUAUAUAUAUAGCAAUAAUCCAAAAAUUAAACAUGUCAAGCAAUUUUCAUCAUGCUACAAGGAUAUAUUGGCUACUCAUUUAUGAAACUCUUAGCCACACCCUGAAAUGGGCGUGGCCUAAAAUCUCUUUAGCAGAGUUUACUCAGUAAGUCCAAUACAAUCUCCCUGCGAAAUAAAGAGUAAAACAAGUCCCGACUGUCCGUAGAUAAACCAAUAUUUCUUUUAAAUAAUAAUUUUAUCGUUAUUUGAGAUACUAACAUUUGUUUAUUUCAUGAAAAGAAAAAAGUGUUUAAAGGCGAUAAAACGUUACACAAAAUAAAAUGUUUAGUUUAUUUCUUCUUGAAAAAUGACAUUAUACUCUUGGUGCCAGUUGCUGCUUUGGCCAGGGCCUUUUCCUUGGUCGUCAGUUUCACUUCCGGUGCCUUCUCCUUCACCAGAUCCGUCUCAGCGAAGGCAUUUUCGUCAUUUUCCUUCUUCACCUUCUUCCCAGUGGUGUCCUGGAGAGUCUUUGAUGACUUCCUCUUAACACUUGCUGCGACUUUAUCCUCUAUUCCCAAUUUCUUCUUCAGCAGCCCACUCAAGUCUUCAGAGAUGUAGUCAGAGACAAUUGAAAAGGCAUAAGUCAGGUAAUUCAUAGCAUCUUCAGUCUCAUUGAUGGCAUCUGGAGAUAUGAAAGUGGCAGACAUUGCUCCCUGACCAACAAAAAUCUUCUUGUCCCGGAGGACUUUUGUGACUCUUUGGCACUUUUGGGUCAACCAAUCGAGCGUUUUUUCUUCAUUGUACUUGAAUCCCUUGACAAUUCCAUUCCCCUUGAGAUCUGAGAUCUAAAAAUUAUUUUGAAAUUAUUCCUUGGAAGGUUCAGAAGCUCCUGAAAUUUCUUACUCUAUCCAUUUGCUUCUCCGUGACGAUUUUCUGCAACCGAAAGAUAUCCGGAAAGUCCUGAUCAACGAGAAAACUGUCCAGGGGAGAUGCCAUCUCACUGCAGGACUCCACAAGGUAGGGAAGAAUCAGGAAAAGAGGGUCAAUCUGAGUGGUUAAGUAAACAUUCCCAUCCGCCUGGAUGGAUUCGUCAAUGAACCAGGAACGAUGUGGCUGACAGAACUGCAGCAAUUCCGUGAUACUCUUCCCAUCUCCAGAAACAAUAUAAUUCGAUGCCUUGAGCGUUGAGGGAUUCUUCAGGGAAAUCACAUCCAACUGACCGGCUGUCUCAACUCCUUCCCUAACCUCAAAUAAUUCCUUAUCGAGGAAGCAGACCCGCGUCUCUCCCUUUAGCCUCGUAAACACCUCACAGCUCUCAGCACUGUCUUUCUUUCCACCUUUGCCCUUUCCUCCUCUUGUUUUCGACAUCUUCACUAAAUAAUCACACCUUUAUUACCACACAAAA